Zootoca vivipara (common lizard) is the source of this 4027-nucleotide messenger RNA. RefSeq names its product complement component C6-like. Gene Ontology annotation, biological process: complement activation. NCBI's taxonomy places the organism in Eukaryota, Metazoa, Chordata, Lepidosauria, Squamata, Lacertidae. The record is from RefSeq and is a predicted model, not a curated record. Gene Ontology annotation, molecular function: protein binding. Gene Ontology annotation, cellular component: membrane attack complex.
UUUGCUGUAUUUGUAUGCAAGCUGACUCAUGGUUACUGUGAAUAAACCUACAUAGCAGAUCUCCAGUUUGGGUGUCUCUUCUAAAAGAUCCAAUUGAUAUACUCCUGGUAAAAUAAGGAAUGCACCAAAAAUGCUUGGGGGUGUGGCAAACCCCUUCUGGUUUCAGAGCUGAAAAAAACUCUAGGGACUAAGAGAAAUUGUUAAUCUGGUUCAGCUGCUAAUGAGGUGUGAUUUCUGCUUCCUGCAGGGAAUAUUUUGUCACAGAGGAGAAGUUCGGAGAAUUAUUUUUUGAUCCCAAGAACUGCAAUUACAAGCUCUGUAGGAACUGAUUUAUAAUGCUAUUUGUUGAGUAUGUGAAAUAGGGGCUUAGUUAAAAGGAGUGAAGCAAGUAUCGUGAAUUAUAGCUUUGAAAUUCGAUGGCAGUCCUUUAGCAAAUUUUAGACGAACAAUGGUGUUAUUCAUGGCACUGUUAAUGUUGUUCUUUGGGUUGUGACCUUUUUAUUUCCCUGUUCUGCUCCUGCACCUUUAAAAGAGUCCUGAUUCAUGAAAAUUAAGCCAGUAAAACUGUUCUAGCAUUGAGGCAGGACUGGAGCUUUGCUGUGUUUCUGGUUGAUGAAGAAAUAGGUAAAGGUAAAGGGACCCCUGACCAUUAGGUGCAGUCGCAGACGACUCUGGGGUUGUGGCGCUCAUCUCGCGUUAUUGGUCGAGGGAGUCGGCGUACAACUUCCAGGUCAUGUGGCCAGCAUGACUAAGCCGCUUCUGGCGAACCAGAGCAGCACACGGAAACGCCGUUUACCUUCCCGCUGUAGCGACUUUGUUGACUUUUGCUAGCUCCCUGCCUACAGCUAUGGAGAGAAAAAUGAAUUUCAUCCCCCUCCUCCUCCUCCUGCAUGCCACAAUUGACAGCAGCAUGGGAUGCUACUGUGACCAUUACCCAUGGUCUCCCUGGUCUAGCUGCUCAAGGACCUGUAAUUAUGGCACUCAAAGUAGGCAAAGGCAAAUCAGGAUGGAUGACUAUUAUAUCAAAAACCUCUGUGGUCAACUCUGCACAACUCAGGAAUCCAGGGCCUGCAGCCAGCAGAUGUGCCCUAUUAAUUGCCAGCUUGGAAACUUUGGUCCCUGGUCAGAAUGUGACCCCUGUGUUAGAAAACAAUUUCGUGUCAGAUCCAUUAUCACACCUUCUCAGUUUAAGGGGCAACCCUGCAAUGAGCCACUGGUAGAUUCCCGGAGGUGCUACCCAACCAAACAAUGCAACAUAGAGGAAGUAAACUGCGAGAAUAAAUUCCAGUGUGAAAAUGGUCGGUGCAUCGGCCGAAACUUGGAAUGCAAUGGAGAAAAUGAUUGUGGGGACAAUUCAGAUGAAAGGAACUGUCGACGUGUGAAGGCUGUGUGUAACAGAAGGCAUGAGAGCAUUCCUAGUGUGCAGUUAAUAGGCCAUGGAUUUCAUCUUCUGGCACAGGAGAACAGAGGAGAAGUCCUUGGCAAUUCUUUCAAUGGAGGCAAAUGUACACUUGUGAAAAAUAAUGAUACACGGAAGACAUUUCGGGUUCCUGCAAACAUAGAGACUGUCAGCUUUCAGACAGAGAAUGAAGAGGAUGAUGUGGCAUCUGAUUUUUAUAGUGAUUUAAUUCCCCUAGAGUCUUCUUCCUCUGGAGGCAGCUCUUCCUCCAGCUCAAGCAGAGGAUCCUCUGGAAUCCCAUUGCUCUUCUCCAGAAAGACUAAAGUAAAGGUCACGUCUUCAUCCUCCUUCAGAGAGGCUGUACAAGCUUCAUAUAAAAAGAACUCCAACUUUAUUAGAGUCCAUAAGGUGAUUGCUGUGUCGAACUUCACAGUGAAACAGUCGGACUUGCACCUCUCCGGAGUUUUCCUACAGGCCCUCAACAGCCUGCCUCUGGAGUACAACUAUGCCCUUUACAGCCGGAUAUUUGAUGACUUUGGGACUCAUUACUAUACUUCUGGUUCAAUGGGGGGCACGUAUGACCUCCUCUAUCAAUACAGUGCUGAAGAGCUGAGAAAUUCAGGUUUAACAGAGCAAGAAGCAAAUGAGUGUGUCCGGACAGAAACAACGAGGCGUGUCUUUUUCAGGAAGAAAAAGAAAGUGCAUACAAAUUGCAUCAACAACAGAAUGAGUGAGACGCAUGAAGGUUCUUUUCUUCAGUCCUCUGAAAAGUCUAUCUCAUUAGUAAAAGGAGGGAGGUCUGAAUACGCUGCAGCACUUGCCUGGGAAAAGAAAGGAUCUUUCCCAGAGCAUGCCGUGUACACAAAUUGGCUGGAAUCGACCAAAGACAAUCCAAUCGUUGUUGAUUUUGAGCUGGCUCCCAUUUUGGAUUUGGUGAAAGACUUCCCGUGUGCGGCGACUAAACGGCGUAACCUCAGGAAAGCUCUUGCGGAAUACGCGGAGCGAUUUGACCCCUGCCGAUGCUCUCCCUGCCCCAACAAUGGCAGGCCUGUGCUCUCCGGAACCGAAUGCCUCUGUGUAUGCCAGGCUGGUACUUACGGCGACAACUGUGAGAUGAAAGCGCCUGAUUACAAAUCCGUCACCGUGGAUGGUCACUGGAACUGCUGGUCUCAAUGGGGUCCCUGUAAUGCUGCCCAUAAGAGAUAUAGGACCCGCGAGUGUGACAAUCCUUCACCGCUAAAUGGAGGGAAACCAUGUGAAGGUGAACGGGCCCAAGAGGAAGAAUGCUACCUCUCCAUAUUUGCUGACAAGGGGGCCUUGUGUCUCAACGAUGGUGACGAGAAAAAGGAGAGGGAUAUUUUAGUUGAGCAGCCUGAAUCUGGAUGCCUCAAACCAGACUCUCCAGAACAUGGAUUCAUCAGGAAUGAAAAGAACUAUUAUGCUGUUGGCGAACAAGCUGAAGUUGUCUGUUUGAGUGGAUACAACCUUGUAGGGUAUCGGUUCUUUCUCUGCCUACCAGAUCAAACGUGGGCACAGAGGCCUGUCAAUUGCCAGCCAUCCUCUUGUCUCAGACCAUCAGCAUCUCCUAGUGUAUCCAUUUCUCCAUUCAAAAGUGACUACAGCAUUGGGGAAACCAUCCAACUUAGCUGCCCAGCAACCUAUAUCCUAAGUGGCCACAGACAAUACACUUGUGGGAAAGGCCCAUCUUGGAAGCCUCCUAUUUGGAGCCUGCUCACCUGUGAGAAAGAUGGUCACUCUCAAGCUCAAGGCAGUUGCAGGCCAGGCCAAAAGCAGGCUGGAUCCCAUUGUAUGUGCCUGUCGCCAACAGAGGACUGUGGCCACUACUCUGAAGAUGUUUGCGUCCUGGAUGCAGCUUCUGAACAAACCCUUACAAAGCCCAGCUGUCAGUACUUGGCAGAAAAAUGCCUUGCAGAGGAUUUGCUCCAUUUCCUGCAUGCCGGCCCUUGCCUUAGUGACACGGACUUGUGGUGGGCCAAGGAAAGGGCCAAAAUGUCCGCAAACAGCAUAAAGAAAGAACCUUGUGGCUAUGACACAUGCUAUGAUUGGGAGAGCUGCCUGGAGACACACAAUACAUGCUUCUGCCUGAUCCCUAGCCAGUGCCCGCCAAAUGAGGAGCACCUGUUCUGCCUCAACGUUCGGCACAGAAGGAUGACAGCCAACCUCUGCACACUGGGGGCCAUGAAAUGCUCCAAGAUGAACUUUGAAGUAGCGCAUGAAGGACGCUGCUUGGACUAAGAGCCGUCCGGGGUCACCGCUGGGUUUGCAGCUUGUGUGACUUCAUUUGUUCUGGGCCUCUACAUGCAGCUUGGAUUUCAAAGACCGAGCUUUCCGAUUCAGGGCUAUUUCUUCUCACAGCCCAAAUGUGCAUGGGGGUUCAAUGCCAUGCCAAUCCUGCUUUCCAUUAGCUGAGUUUCUCUGGCCAUGCGUAGAGUGUCCUUCCUUUGAAGGAAGCCAGCUUCUCAACUUACAAGAUGCACCUGAGAGGACACAGUCCUAGUGUGGAGUGCCUUUCCUCUCACAAGAAGCUGCUUUAUGAAAAUCCCAUGGCAGUGCCUCUCGACAUGAUCAGAAUGCUAAAAUAUAGAAAAUAAAGAUAAAAAUAUUGAA